Daldinia childiae is the source of this 1605-nucleotide messenger RNA. RefSeq lists its product as uncharacterized. Gene Ontology annotation, cellular component: membrane. The transcript has 2 exons. The coding region runs from base 1 to 1605 and encodes 534 amino acids. The record is from RefSeq and is a predicted model, not a curated record. Gene Ontology annotation, biological process: transmembrane transport. Gene Ontology annotation, molecular function: transmembrane transporter activity. Lineage: Eukaryota; Fungi; Ascomycota; Sordariomycetes; Xylariales; Hypoxylaceae.
AUGAGUGAACCAAUGUCCGAUGAUGACGAGAACGCUAUCACAGAGCGUACUCCUCUUGUGGGGACUUCGACGAUUCAGGGGACCCCCGCGUUAGCUUCCGCCUCGGCUUGGAAGCCCGGUCGAUCGAGGUCAACUACGCUUGCAUCUUCUAUCUCCAGCGCCGAAAACACCAUAUCAUGGAUGCAUAAUCCUAAUAUCAUCUUAAGCCUCUGCUAUUUGAUCGUCCUCGUCGGUUCUCUCGCCGGUGGCUUCCAGCAGAUUCCUAUGACGAGGAUAUAUGAAGACAUUAUCUGCCAUGAAUAUUACGGCCAAUCACCAACCUCGGGCGAACCGAUUGAUGAGGUGCUCUGCAAAAAGGAUCCUAUACAGUCCGAGUUAGCGUAUCUGUUUGCAUUUUUAGAGGCUCUUAACUCUGGCAUCGGUUGUCUUGUUGCCCUUCUCUGGGGGAUCCUCGCUGAUCGCAUCGGCCGCAAACCGGUAUAUGCUACCGCUGCAGUGGGCAUGAUGUUCCAUGUGCUGUUGAUUAUGAUUGUGGGCUGGUUUCCAGACACGUUCCCGGUUCGAUGGAUUUGGAUAUCAUCUGUAGCGCAUCUAUCUGGAGGUCCACCAGUUAUUGGUGCUUGCACGUAUAGUAUGGUGAGCGACAUAAUUCCCGAAUCUAGUAGGUCAAUUGCAUUCAUGAGAAUUCAUGUUGCAAGCCUAGCGGGCAACUUAGUCUCACCGGCACUGGCAUCUGCUGUGAUGUCUACAACAGGUCCUUGGCCCGUUAUGUGGCUCACCAUCGUACUAUGGGCCCUAACCGCUGCUCUAAUUGCGAUUACCCCAGAAACAUUCCGCCGACCCAUGCAUUUAGAUGUAACCGAUUCUACACUAACAUUCAAAACGCGUGUAUUACGAGGCUUUAACCAGUUGAAAGACUCCUUGUCUAUCAUCCGAACAGGCUCUGUUACUCUCAUUCUUUGCAUAUGCCUCUUGUCAAUGCCUGUCGUGAUGUGUACACUCCAGUUCAUGGUCCAGUAUAUUUCGAAGCAUUAUCAUAUCCCAAUAGCCAAAACUGGUUAUAUUCAAUCUGUCUUUGGGAUCGCUCAUAUAGUCGUCGUUCUAUUGAUCGUUCCAGGCUUGUCUAAAUUAGUCGUUCAACCAACAACACCGAAAUUCUUCCGUGUAGCAAAUGAGAAAGACCGUGACCUAAUACUAGCACGGUGGUCUUACGUGGUCUACGCUAUAGGUAGUUUCAUCCUUGGUGUAUCUCCGAACUUACCUGUGUUCGUAACCGGCCUUGUUGUUAUGUCUCUUGGCUCCGGAUCGGCAAGUUUCAUCAAAAGUAUCGCGACCUCGCAUAUCGACAUUGAACAUCGGUCUAGGCUGUUUAGCAUCAUGGCGCUCUUGGAUGUAGGAAGCAAUAUCUGGGCAACGCCUGCCCUGGCUGGCCUUUUUACGCUGGGUAUGCGAUUGGGCGGGGUUUGGAUUGGUUUGCCAUAUAUCGGAGUAUCAAUAUCAUGUAUUAUGAUGUUAAUCCUGGCACUGUUCGUGCGGACGCCGAUGACCGAUCGUGAUGAUAAAACGCCACCGGAGCUUGGAUCUACCAUAGAAGACGCUACAUGA